CUAGCUUUCCUAAAUCUACUCUAGAGCCAAAAUGGGUGAUGCUUGGAGACUAUGUUCCCUUUUGAUUGUAUUCUUGUCUACCUCCUUGGGCAGUGCUGGCCCCCCACGCAGCCGGAUCGUUGGAGGACACGAAGCGAGGCCCCACUCAAAACCUUACGCAGCAGCUUUGAAAGUUGAUGGAAGUUUUGGAUGUGGGGGGUUCCUCAUUGCCCCCCAGUGGGUGUUGACUGCAGCCCAUUGCAACGGAGGGAUUUCCGUCAUUCUGGGGGCGCAUGAUCUGGACGCCGUUGAAAACACCCAGCAAGUGAUCGGCGUUGAAAGAUACUACCAGCAUCCCAGUUACGCCAUAGUGGGGGGCAUUCCUUUCAACGACAUCCUUUUGCUGAAGCUGCGACGCGAAGCCGAACUGAACGAGUACGUCCAAGUGAUUCCUGUUCCAAAGACCAUGGACGACCUUCCCAAGAACACCAAAUGCUUUGUGGCGGGAUGGGGCCGGAUCGAUGCGACAUACAACCCCACUCCGAAGCUGUUUGAGACCAACGUGACCGCCCUCGGACGCAGAAAGUGUCUCCAGUUUGACCCGGAGCUUACCGACGGGAUGCUGUGUGCUGGCCGCCGGUCCGUCCUCUGCGACGUCAGUAAUGGGGAUUCUGGGAGUGCCUUGGUCUGCAACGGGGUGGCCCACGGCAUCGUCUCCUACGGUUUCCAGAUCCCUCCUUCGAUAUACACUCGCGUUGCCGCCUACCUUCCUUGGAUCCAAGAGACGAUGGGGUGAAAGCUGAUGACGAGAGAAAAAUCCCUUGCAACUUUUCAAGCGUCUCCUUUUUGCUUUCCUGCGCUUUCCAGACGCCUGAUAAAGAACAGUUUGCAAUACAGAAAGUCUUGAGAGAGGUGCAAUUUGAUCAGGUGCAUUAGGCAUGUUAUACCGCUGGCCUUUUGACUGGCACAAAAUAGAAUAACCCUUGUCAAUUCCUGGACCAGAUAUUGGUCCCCCCCCCGCAACCCCCAGAUUUCUGCCAGCUCUUUUCUUGUUUGCAAAACUGUGGGUCCAUUUAUACUGCAACACCACGCCCAUUUUCCUGGCUGGCGAGUUCUGGGAGUUGAAUCCCACGCCUCUUCGAGCUGCCAAGGUUGAGAAACACUGGGGAAGAGGGUUGGCGUAGAUGCCCUUUUAGAUCCCCUCCAACGCUUUAUGGUGCCCCAGUGUCGAAAUCGCUCUGCACGCAGGAAUAACACUGUUCUUCCUGUGAAUGAAAAUCUGCAAGCCUCUUAAACCGUGUAACCACAACAUCUGUGCGUAUUUUCGUACGUCUGGCUCACAGCUAAUGCCUUGGUGACGGUGCUGCGCCCUUCCUGAAAUAAA
Molecule: messenger RNA, 1363 nt
Organism: Python bivittatus (Burmese python)
Lineage: Eukaryota; Metazoa; Chordata; Lepidosauria; Squamata; Pythonidae
Product: mast cell protease 1A-like
Biological process (GO): proteolysis
Molecular function (GO): serine-type endopeptidase activity
Source: RefSeq, a predicted model, not a curated record